Molecule: messenger RNA, 3612 nt
Organism: Chenopodium quinoa (quinoa)
Lineage: Eukaryota; Viridiplantae; Streptophyta; Magnoliopsida; Caryophyllales; Amaranthaceae
Product: putative disease resistance protein RGA4
Exons: 2
Coding region: 1-3384 (1127 amino acids)
Biological process (GO): defense response to other organism
Molecular function (GO): ADP binding
Source: RefSeq, a predicted model, not a curated record
AUGUCUGACCCGAUGUCACUUCUGGCAGAGCCUAUAAUCACAAAAGUAAUAGAGUUAGCAUAUGCUUUCAGCAAGAACAAGUAUGAUAAACUCUAUGGAGUUGAAGGCGAGAUUGAAAAGCUAACAAGCAAAUUAAGCUUUAUCUCAGCAGCGCUUAAGGACGCUGAGCACUGCUGUUCAGAUUCAAAAUCCGAGCAGCUAGUAGAUUGGCUGACAAAACUUAGAGAUGCAGCCCUGGAUGCAGAGGAUAUACUGGAAACUUAUGCUGCUGAGGUUGCUAUGAGAGAAAAGCAGAGGUAUCCUGCCCCACUUGCCUGGAUUUCUUCUCGAUCAGAUGCUGCAAAUAAGAUCAAGAAGAUUGAGGCAAGGAUCGAAAUGAUCUCCCAAGAAAAGAAUAAAUUCCAUUUCAGGCCCAAGGACUAUGGUGGAAAAGAUUGGACACAUCAACCCACUAGGAUUGGCCUGGGCGAAAUGGAUUUCCUAAGGGACACAUCAGACAUAGUUGGCAGGGAAGAGGAGAAAAAUGAGGUUGUUAGAUGGUUGCUCUCGGAAGAAGAAUCUGACAACGAUGGGUGUAUCCCUGUGCUGCCCAUCAUUGGUAUGGGAGGCCUAGGAAAAACAACCCUCGCUCAGCUGGCCUAUAAUGAUGCUAGGGUCUAUAAAAAGCGAGAUGAGGCAUGCCAUUUCAAGGUUGCUAUGUGGGUUAAUGUCUCAGUGGAUUCAAGCGUGGAUAGGAUCCUUAGGGAGAUGGUUGAAAUCCUCACAGAGAUGAGGCAUGAUAAGGUUCCUAAGAGCUCAAUCAAGCCUCAUAUCCUGGAAGUCUUGAAUGAAAAACGUUUCCUGCUUGUAUUAGAUGAUGUGUGGGUUGAGAAAUUAGACUGGGAACCACUUCAUGAAGGAACACUGCUGGGACCUGUUUGUAAAACGAGCCUUUCCCCAAAUGGGGCAUAUUCAAAAGAUUUGGAAGAGAUAGGGAGAGAAAUCAUCCGCAGGUGCAAUUUCCUCCCUCUAGCAGUGAAGGCAAUGGCAGGCCUUUUGCGUGGGAAUAAUGAUGUUAGUCAAUGGCAGAGAAUCCUGCGAAAUGGUAUCUGGGAAUCAGAGCAAUCCAGUCUUGGAAAUGGCGGUCCAAACAUUCUGCCUGCUCUGAAAUUGAGUUAUGAUCAUCUCCCUACUCAACUCAAGCAGUGUUUUGCAUACUGUUACAUAUUCCCAAAAGGCCAUAUGUUUGACAAAAAUGAUCUAGUCAAACUGUGGAUAGCUGAAGGUUACAUCCAACUGACAGGAGAAAACAAGCUGGAGGAAGCUGGAAGUGAUUAUUUCAACGAGUUGCUAACGAGAUCCUUCUUUCAGAUCUUAGACAUUGACAGUCAGGUACAGUACAAGUUGCAUGAUCUAAUUCAUGAUUUAGCGAAAUCUAUCUCAAGUUGUUGUCAGCAUGUUGAAGAAGACAAUCCUUGCUCUAUUGAACAGACCUUGCGCUAUGUAUCAUUUAAUUGUAAAAAUGAUGUUCAGAAGCCUGCACAAGAGAUUCUCAAAGCUAAGAAGUUGCGCACUUUACUACUACCGAUCAGUCACCCCAGAGAUUUUGGCCGUACCCUUGAUAAGAUGUUCCAUGCAUUGAAGUACAUGCGGGUUUUAGAUCUCAGUUCAAGCAGCAUAACCGAUCUGCCGAAAUCAAUAGGGGAGCUGAAGUUGCUGCGGUACCUUGACUUAUCAAGAACUGAGAUAUGUUCACUACCCAACACCAUUUGCAACCUCUCCAAUCUGCAAAUUCUAAAGCUCCUAGGGUGUCUUUGGCUUCUGGAAUUGCCAAAGGACCUUGGGAAUCUAAAAAAUCUACGAUAUCUUGAGCUAGAUGAGAUGUUUUGGUACAAGUGCUCCACAUUGCCCCCAAGUAUAGGAGGCAUAACCAAUUUGCAUAAUUUACAUACUUUCCAUGUUCGUCGGGAGAGAGGAUAUGGAAUUGAGGAGUUAAAGAGCAUGAACAGUCUAGAAGGUACGCUACACAUUUCUAAACUCGAAAAUUCGACAGAUGCAAAGGCUGCAGAGCUCAAACAAAAGGUAGGCAUUACUAAGUUGAUACUUGAAUGGAGCAAGGAGGUUGCCAAUUCACAAGAUCAAACAGAGCAAGAUACAAUCCUUGAAGAUCUUGAACCUUAUCAAAGCCUACGACAGCUCCACAUACAUCAGUACAAAGGAAGCAGACUUUCAAGUUGGAUGGGGAAUGGAAUGCUCGUGAACUUAUACAAGCUCUCCUUGAAUCAUUGUGCAAGUUGUAGAAUCCUCUCUCUUGGGCCAUUGCCACACCUUCAGGAGCUUUGCAUUAAAGGAAUGCUAGAGUUGGAUGAAUGGUCAGAGACAAUAUAUCCUUCCCUCAUGAGAUUAAAGAUUAGUAAGUGUCCACAGUUGCGGGAACUUCCAUGCAUCUUCCCAAACCUCAAGGUCAUGAAAAUCAAGCACUGUGAUGCUCUGAAGGCUCUGCCAGUGAUGCCAGCUGUGAGGUUUUUGAUUCUCACGAACAAUGCCUUGCUAGAGGAAUGGAAAGAGGCAACUAUGCAGAUCGUUACAAGGAAUCAUGACGGUCAAGAUCAAAAUAUACAACGGUAUUCAUUCAUGGAACUUCUGGAAUUGAGUAUAGUCAAUUGUCCAAGGUUGCAGGGCAUGCCACAAAUCUUUUCACCUCAGAAACUGCAGAUAAGUGGGUGCCCUUUACUAAGGACACUCCCACAGCUCAACCAACGUCUUCAGUGUCUGGAAAUAGACAAAUGCAAUGGUUCAAGCUUGAUAGAGGCAAUACCGAGUACAGGCUCCUUAUACUCGCUGAUUAUUUCUAAUAUAACUAACCUUGCCUCAUUACCCAAGUUGCCACAUCUUCCUCAGCUGAAAUCUUUGUACAUCCACAACUGCCAGGAUCUUGUUUGUUUGUCUCGUGAAGAUAGUUCACUGCAAAACCUCACUUCCCUGAAGUUUCUGUCUGUUUCAGGAUGUCAAAAGCUGGUGGUGUUUUCAGAAGAAGGGCUUCCAACAUCAGUUGAAUGCUUGAGCAUCGAAAACUGUUUCAAGCUGCAAUCCUUUCCUACAAGAAACUAUCUAGCAAGUCUCACAUCCCUUAAAGAUCUAUACCUGGAGGACUGUCCCAAACUUGAAUCUUUGCCAGAAGACGGACUUCCCACCUCCCUCCGGCACUUACGCAUUCGAGGAUGCUCUCUACUCACACAACAAUGCAACAAUGAAGUAGAAGGCAAGUAUUGGCAAAUGAUCAGCCAUGUGACAGAUUUGGAGCUUGAUUCUAUCAUGAAUCAUAAACCAAAAAUAUCUCUUGGUCCAAGUAAAGGUUACCUAACUUGCUUUACAGGCAAAUAUAGCUUUUCUGCAAAUAAUUAAGCCAAAGUGCCAAUUUAUUAUAAAUACUCAGGGGAAUGGUGAAGUCUGAAAAGACACAUUGCAGACUUUGUCUGCAGCACUAUUCAAUCAAAUUGCUUCUUAUGUACACAUUUCGAUAGUACUCGUACUCCGUAGAUAAGAAGGCAUACAGAUUGUUGUAUUGCAUCUCAGUUAUGAAGUUAUUAUCGUUGUAAUUCUGUUCUUUGAUUGAACAAGUUUAUUUCACAA